Molecule: messenger RNA, 650 nt
Organism: Mya arenaria
Lineage: Eukaryota; Metazoa; Mollusca; Bivalvia; Myida; Myidae
Exons: 4
Coding region: 63-650 (195 amino acids)
Source: RefSeq, a predicted model, not a curated record
CAAAUUUCAAUCUUACCUAAAUUUGUUUUACUUGUUUAUCUUCGAUUCCAAUAAUACGGAAUAUGUUUGAUAUAAGGAUAUUAGUUUUAGCGGUGAUAGCAACACUCCUUCCGAAAGCGCUUGGCUUUGUAAGGUGCCCGAAAGUCGACUGGCCUUACGACUAUGUUUGUUUCAAUGACGAGUACUGUUGUGAAGUUGAACAAUGCUGUAAAGAUGAACAAUGCUGCGACCAUAUUUCGUUCGGUGCAAUGGUGGGAAUUUCAUUCGGAGUGUUCGCUUUUGUCUGUAUUGUGAUGUUCUGCUGCUUCAUAAAACAUGCACAAAGAGGAGUCAUUCGUCCAAGCAAUGAUGUAGGUCAGGAACCAGCAGUCGUACACAUAUCACCUCGCGCCGAACGGACUUCUGAACAGACAACAAGGAUAGAGUUACCCGAUCCCAUCACGCGACUUCACCAACCAACCAGAGUGUCGUACUCCUCAUCGCGCCAGCAACCCACAACGACUUGGACAACCAGCGAACCAGACCUACCUAUGUACGGAUACGAUUCGUACAGCAACCAUUCCCCUCCACCCUCGUAUACCAGCCAACAAGAAUAUUCGCCGCCUCCAACCCCACCUCCUGUUACAUUCACUCGACGAACUGGACACUAG